This is a messenger RNA of Macrosiphum euphorbiae (potato aphid), 381 nucleotides long. The record is from the annotation of a GenBank genome assembly. Lineage: Eukaryota; Metazoa; Arthropoda; Insecta; Hemiptera; Aphididae.
AUGGAUAAGAGGCUAAAUAGAGCAACAGACAAUACAUUUACGUCUGAAAACUGUUCAGUAAGUUCUGCUUCAAAGUUGGAAAGCGCAAGUGAAGAUGUGAAUAAUCCUAUGAAAAUAAGAAAAUGUGUAAGGAAAUAUGAUCCUGAGUACAUUAAUAUUGGAUUCACGGCCAUAGACGUAAGCAAUGAGCCUCGGCCUCAAUGUGUUAUCUGUUUUGAAAUUCUUUCUAACCAAAGUAUGAAACCGUCCUUAUUAAAUCGUCACCUUUCUACAAAACAUUCGACGUUAAAAAACACACCAAAGGACUAUUUCGUUCGAAAGUUGUCAGAGAUGAAAAGCACGAAGAAAAUUAUAUCAUCUUUUAGCGGUUGUACCUACUGA